Cuscuta campestris is the source of this 1646-nucleotide messenger RNA. NCBI's taxonomy places the organism in Eukaryota, Viridiplantae, Streptophyta, Magnoliopsida, Solanales, Convolvulaceae. The record is from the annotation of a GenBank genome assembly.
CUCAACUGCCCACUCAGCACACUCAAAUCUUUCAUCGCCUUCUUCACGAGAAUCUUCUGAUAAAAUUCUCAAGAAACCUAAUUUCUUCAGAUCUUCUCAAAUUUCUGAGAAAAUGAAGAUUGUUGGCGCUAAUGUCCAGUUCCACAAGUUAGAAGCCAAGUGCUCAUCACCGACAUUCUUUCAAAGCUAUCUGAAAAUGAUAGCCGCUCAAGAACUCUCCAAAUUUCUUCAAAUGGAGAUUCGCCUCAAAUUCGAGGAAGAAGUUCUUGAAUUCUACAGAAAUGGAGAGGUCAAAACUGAUCAUUCAAAGAAGAACCCACAGAGGACAUUUCCAGUCAUCAAGUCCACUGUUGGAGGCACAAAAGUGAAGCUUUCACAAAAGAAAUUGGGAGAAAAGCUUCGCCUUCCCAAUUCUGGAGUUGAAGUUGGGAAAUUUCCAGUCAAAAAUCUGGACGGGAACAUCAUUGGAAUCUCUGGGCAAGUUCCUUUUGGCCCUGCGAAGAAAGCAGAUCUAAACAACGAUUACAAGUUGGUUUUGGAACUGGUCAUCGCUUGCCUCGAGUGUGGAAGUGGAGGUCAUGCCGAUGACAUCACCCAGGAGAGAGCCUUCAUCAUCAACUCUAUCAUUACCAAAACUAAGGUAAACUGGGCUGCACACUUUUUCAAAUCCAUUUCCAAACAUCUAGGAAAGCACAAUCAGAAGUAUCUCUGUCAAGGUCUGUAUAUUGGACAUAUUUUGGAAUCUAUGGGCGCUGUAGUUAAAGGGAAAAAGUAUGAAGCCAGAUACUGGCUAUACUACUUAUCCUCCAAAGGAGAAAACAGAGCAAGUGCUAGUGCCACUGCAGAAGAAAGCUCAUCAGACAAUGUUCCACUCAUCAAUUUCGCAAAGACUGCCAAGAGAAAGCAUGUGGUGUCUCCCUCUCCAAGUGUUGAAACAUCACAGAAUCUUGAUCCAAUAAAUCUUGAAGAAGAAGAAGAAUCCUCUGACCAAGGAGAACUACAAAGGAAAAAGAAGAGGAAGAUCAACUCUCCAUCAACAUCUGGAAAUGUCAAUCCGGAUGAGUUGAAGGAGAAGGAACCUGCUGAGGAAACCUCUGCUCAAAACCGGAGCCCUCAACAACUUGAAGAAGAAAUUCCUCAAGUCCAAAGCCUUCCAACCUCAUCACCUCAACCUCAAAUAGAUGAUGCAGAUAACCAAUUCUGGCAGCUCUACUAUGGGGGUAGGUCAACUCUCUUACAAGUUGAUCUUGCAAGUCCUAUUAUUCGGAUCUUGCAGUUGUUGAAGAAGCUUGACCUUCGAAGGAACAACAAAGCCAGCACGAGUGCAGUAGCAACAUUGGUCUUGUGAAGAUAUACCGUGCAGAAAUUCACACAAGUGUAACUGUUGGUUCAUUAUUCAACAACCAACUACAUAGUGGAUUUUGAGGACGUAGAAGGAUUACCCCACCUUCGAACCUCGUUAAAGUUUGCGUGUCUCUCUCUCUUAUCUUUAUUCUUACUUGCAAUUAUAUUAACUGUGAAAACUAACCUAUCCAUAUUAAUUACUGCUCACUCCACCCACCAAAUUCCGCACACAAUCUAAAGUUCACAAGGACUCUAGAUUAACACUCAUUUUCUCAUUUUCAAAAGAAACGAAAAAGAUUUUA